Rotaria sp. Silwood2 is the source of this 1182-nucleotide messenger RNA. NCBI's taxonomy places the organism in Eukaryota, Metazoa, Rotifera, Eurotatoria, Philodinida, Philodinidae. The record is from the annotation of a GenBank genome assembly.
AUGUUCACUUCAAUCUACAAAAAUCAAAUUUUAUCACUUGUUAUCGAUAUUAACACAAAUGGAGAAGUGUAUACAACAAAAAAUAUAAAUAAACUCUUAUUUUCCCAAAUCUUUACUACAUUUAGUAAUUUACAAUCAUUAAUUUUUUGUCCAUCUUUAAUUCAUUAUCAAUAUUUAUUCUUCGAUAUUUUUCCUUCCACAAUCGUCUCUUCAGCUCUAUUAGAAUUACAUGUUUGUUUGACCAACUUUCGCGAUUGUCUUUAUCUACUUGAUGAACGUUUUAAUCAGCUUCGUAUAUUUCAUGUUAAUAUUGCUGUAAUUAAUCUUGCGAGUUUAACAUUCAAUAAUAAGAAAAAACUACCUAACUUAAGAUCGUUUAAGCUUUCUAGUGAUAAUAUUACCGAUGGUUAUGAUGAAUUAAUUUUGCCACUUUUACAUCGAAUGUCGAAUUUACACGAACUUAAUUUGUCUCUGUUUGUUUGGACGACUGAAACAUUUGUUGACGGUAAUAAUUUGAAAAUAAGUAUUAUCAAUCAUAUGGGAUUAUUAAACAAAUUUACAUUUAAUAUUGUUACAACCACUAGCUUUUAUAAUCAAACUAAUUUACCAUCUAAUGACUAUAUUCAAGAAACAUUCAAAGAUUUUGAAAAUAAACAAAUUAUUUCGUCUGUUGAUUAUUUUCAACAAAAUAAAUCUAGUCAAUGUCAUAUUUAUUCAUAUCCAUAUCAAUUAAAAGAUUAUGAUAAUAUAACAAACAAUUUUCCAGGUGGAAUCUUUAUAUCAGUUCGUAGAGUAUCAUUAUUUGAUGAACGUCCUUUUGAACAUGAAUUUUUUCUUCGAAUUGCUCAAUCAUUUCCAUUUAUGGAAAAAUUAACAUUAAUAAAUAAUAAGCGACAAAACAAUAAACAAUUUGGAAAAUCAAAAUAUAGAAAUCAAGAUUUGUCAAUUAUUCAAUAUCCUUAUCUUAUUGAACUUGAUCUUUGUAAAGCUCAGAAAGAUUAUUACGAACAGUUUUUAUUUGACACUAAAACAUGUUUACCAAAUAAUAUUUGUGUUAAUAUGGAUUAUCGACUAGUAAAAAAAGUGACACGAAAUUUUCGAAGAAAUACUACACGAAGUGAAAAUCGUCGUGCUCAUCUAGCAUAUUUAUAUUAUAAUUUGCAUCAAGCAUUAACAUAUUAA